Plectropomus leopardus (leopard coralgrouper) is the source of this 3314-nucleotide messenger RNA. Its product is annotated as coatomer subunit delta. Gene Ontology annotation, cellular component: COPI vesicle coat. Gene Ontology annotation, biological process: endoplasmic reticulum to Golgi vesicle-mediated transport; Golgi localization; retrograde vesicle-mediated transport, Golgi to endoplasmic reticulum. Lineage: Eukaryota; Metazoa; Chordata; Actinopteri; Perciformes; Serranidae. The record is from RefSeq and is a predicted model, not a curated record.
CUGCCGCCGCUCUUCCGGUGGAGACGUGGCUCUGUGCUGCUGCCAUAUUGACGCUAGCGAGCUAACAAUCACACAACCUGAAGUCAGCUGUACACCCGCACCGCGCUCUUCCACAGGGACAAGAGAUCACCAAACCGACACACACGAGAGACGGAAGAUCGUCGUACCAUAGAGAGAGACCAAAAUGGUGCUGUUGGCAGCGGCGGUGUGCACCAAGGCCGGCAAGGCCAUCGUAUCGCGGCAGUUUGUGGAAAUGACCCGGACGCGUAUUGAGGGUCUUCUGGCUGCAUUCCCUAAACUCAUGAACACGGGAAAGCAGCACACCUUUGUGGAAACAGACAGUGUUCGCUAUGUGUACCAGCCACUGGAGAAACUCUACAUGGUCCUCAUCACCACCAAGAACAGCAACAUCCUGGAGGACUUGGAGACGCUCAGACUCUUCUCCCGUGUGAUCCCAGAAUACUGUCGUGUGCUGGAGGAGAGCGAAAUAUCGGAGCACUGUUUCGACCUGAUCUUUGCCUUCGAUGAGAUUGUGGCACUGGGCUACAGAGAGAACGUCAACCUGGCUCAGAUCCGCACCUUCACAGAGAUGGAUUCCCACGAGGAGAAGGUUUUCCGUGCUGUCAGAGAGACUCAGGAAAGAGAGGCCAAAGCAGAGAUGAGGAGGAAGGCCAAGGAGCUGCAGCAGGCCAGGAGGGACGCCGAGCGCUCUGGGAAGAAGGUGCCAGCUUUCGGCGGUUUCGGCAGCGCCGGCAUGACCAGCGUCUCCUCAGGGUCCAUCAUCACAGACACCAUUGUUGAGCCCGAGAAGCCCAAGAUCACACCAACUCCAGUCAGACCAAGUGGGCCCAGUAAGGCGCUCAAACUGGGUGCUAAAGGGAAAGAAGUGGACAACUUUGUUGACAAGCUUAAGUCGGAGGGUGAAACCAUCAUGCCCACCACAGGAAAGAGAGGCUCGGAUGUUUCUAAAGUUCUACCACCACCAGUCAAUGUGGAGAGCGUACAUCUGCGCGUGGAGGAAAAGAUCUCGCUGACCUGCGGCCGUGACGGCGGCCUGCAGAACAUGGAAGUGCUGGGCAUGGUGACGCUCCGAGUCACAGACGACAAGAACGGACGCAUCCGCCUCGUCAUCAACAAUAAUGACAACAAAGGACUGCAGCUGCAAACACAUCCCAACGUGGACAAGAAGAUGUUCACAGCCGAGUCGGUGAUCGGCCUGAAGAACCCGGAGAAGUCCUUCCCUCUCAACAACGAUGUUGGUGUGCUGAAGUGGAGACUACAGACCACAGAUGAGUCCCUCAUACCUCUAACCAUAAACUGCUGGCCUUCAGAGAGUGGCACCGGCUGCGAUGUCAACAUUGAGUACGAGCUGCAGGAGGAGAGCCUCGAGCUGAACGACGUGGUCAUCAGCAUCCCUGUACCGUCUGGUGUGGGAGCUCCCGUCAUCGGUGAUUUGGAUGGAGAGUACAAACAUGACAGCCGGCGAAACAUCCUGGAGUGGUGCCUACCCGUCAUCGAUGCCAACAACAAGACCGGCAGCCUGGAGUUCAGCAUCGCCGGACAGCCCAACGACUUCUUCCCCAUCGCCGUGUCCUUUGUGUCCAAGCGCAACUACUGCGACAUCCAGGUUACCAAAGUGACUCACGUAGACGGCGACAGCUCUGUUAGAUUCUCUUCAGAAACCUCCUUUGUUGUCGACAAAUAUGAAAUCCUGUAAAAUAAGAAAAUUCAAACAAAACCACAAAAUCAAACAAAAAAAAUCACCAAGAAAAAAAAAAAGUCCAAAUCUAUGCUACAGAGAAAGAUUGAAGAUUUCUUGCCUGCCCACCCUGUAUACUAUUUCAGAGACUGUACAUCGACAGGACUGCGUCAGCCCUCCGGCAAAGCCUCUUCCUGUGGUGGAGCAGAGCAGCGGUGGUGUAUUUAUAUGUUUGUAUGAGAGAGGAUCAUCUAUAUAUAGAGUUAAUUGAAGCGGAAAAACCAACAAACACACAAAAAAAGAGAAAACUACACUGAUGCUGUUGUGUUCGCCGAGCAGAACUGUAAAGAGGACUUGAGACUUAAGUAGAGGAUGACUGCGGUCUAUCGGUUAAGACCCUGCCCCGGGGCGAGAGAGGGGAGAACAGGGACCACUGAGGAGGCCGCCGUGUCAGUCUCCACGAGAACGAGCGCUGGUAGUUUAGCAUCCCGCAUCCUCCACGCCCUUUUUCUUCUUCAGUCGCGUUGCAAUGGUUCAUCGAUAAAGCCGAAACGGGGUUCUUGCUUUCUUUGUUUUCAGAUUUUCUUAUCCAUAAUAACUGCAGAACUGUAGCUGUCUCAAUCAUUAUAAGCCUGUCACUCUUUAAUCGUAAAACUAUUGUGAUUUGCUCUAUUGAUAUCUCACUUCAGACGAGUUUUUUUUUUUUCCUUCCUCGUGAGGACUUUUUUUCGUAGAGGUAACACUUGGCUGAAAGCAAAACAUGGCUCUGUGCUCAGUAUAUUGUCGUACUGUCUGCAGUUAUCAUCAGCAAAACUUUUGUCCUUUUUAUUUUUAACUAUUUUUUACUGUUUGAUGUAUAAUUUGUCAUGUUUACCACUAAUCUGGAUAUUGAAAUUUGAUCGUGAGGAGCAGGACUUUGGAAGGAAUUCUCAGCUGCAGGGCAAAGUCACCCACCAGUAAAUGCAUUUAACGAUUGCAUCUGUUGAAUUUUCUUAUCUUUAUUUUUUAUUUUUGGUAACACCAUUGCAGCCACUCCUCACUUUGUCCAAAAGAGACGCCGCGUUUCACUCUGGUCCAUUUAAGUCCAGUGAUCUGCCCUCUGAUAUCAGGGUAAAAAGGACUUUGAACGCAGCCCAGAAACAACAUCUAAGCCCUUAAUCCAACAUCACACGAGGCGUUUUAGAUCUGAGAUUGGGGUGGAUGUGUGUUAGCAUGAUGGUGCAAAUCCAUGCACGCGCACACACGCACACACACAGAGCAGGGACUGCCAGCGUGAUACUCGACCCACUCGCCUCACAUCAGGUAAGCAGAGACGCCACAGGAGCCCUCCUAAACUCUGCUGCUCAUCACCCCGUCAUCCUUUACUUACAAUCUCACAGAACAUCAACAUUACUCGAGAUAUAACAUUUGUCUUUCAUGUUAUUGUUUUUUUUUUUUUUUUUCUUCCAUUUGUACUCCCCAAAUUUCAAUUUAGCAAUGGUUGUGUGGAUGUGGGGUUGAAAAUGACUAGAUUGAGCAUUUUUAACUAAAUUACUGAAGGGGAAUCUUAACAUUCCAGUGUACAAUUAGAAAAAAAGAAUCUUUAAUGGAAUAAAAUGUAUUAUUGAAAAUGUAA